Messenger RNA from Erythranthe guttata (spotted monkey flower), 1767 nucleotides. RefSeq names its product UBP1-associated protein 2C. The record is from RefSeq and is a predicted model, not a curated record. Gene Ontology annotation, molecular function: RNA binding. Lineage: Eukaryota; Viridiplantae; Streptophyta; Magnoliopsida; Lamiales; Phrymaceae. Gene Ontology annotation, cellular component: nucleus.
UUAAUCAAAUCCGUAUAUUUUUCAGUCAGACUAUUCCUCCUUCAAAAUAACUGUACUAACUGUAGUCUCCUGCAAAUCCAUUUCUCUCCUCCGAAUUAGGGUUUUUAGGGUUCUCCGAUCGCCCAAAUGGACCCAAUUAAGAAGCGGAAAAUCGACGGCAACGGCGUCGUACAGGCGGCGGACCACGGCUCGUUCAAUCCCCUCAUGCUCUCCCCCGACGAUGCCCGGAAGAUUCUCGAGCCCUUAACCCACGAACAUCUCCUGGAAAUUGUCCAGAAUGCCCUCCUGCGCCACCGCGAUGUCCUGGAAUCGGUCCGUUCCAUUGCCGAUCGCGACGCCGCGCAGCGGAAGCUCUUCGUUCGCGGCCUCGGCUGGGAAACCACCACGGAGAAGCUCCGCGGCCUUUUCUCGUCUUACGGUGAGCUGGACGAGGCUGUUGUUAUACUCGAUAAGGUCACCGGUAAGUCGAAAGGCUACGGCUUUGUCACUUUCAAACACAUUGAUGGUGCGAUCGUGGCCUUGAAGGAACCGAGCAAGAAGAUUGAUGGUAGGAUGACUGUUACCCAGCUUGCCGCUGCUGGAAUUUCCAGUGGUGGCGGCGGCGGCGGCAAACCUGGAGUGGGUGGUGGCGGUGGCGGUGGCGGUGGUGGUGGUUCUGGUGGGGUGAAUAAUCCGGUUGAUGUCUCGACGAGGAAGAUUUACGUGUCGAAUGUGCCGUACGAAAUGCCUGGCGAGAGACUUCUUCAGCAUUUUUCGAUGUACGGAGAGAUUGAGGAAGGUCCGUUGGGAUUUGAUAAGGCAACGGGAAAGUCUAAAGGGUUUGCGUUGUUUGUUUAUAAAACAGCUGAGGCUGCAAGGGCAUCUUUGGUUGAUCCAGUAAAGAAUCUAGAUGGGCACCAAUUGAACUGUAAGUUGGCAAGCGACGGGAAAAGAGGGAAGCCUUCUGGCGGUGGGCCCACGGGUGUCCAUGGAGGUAAUCAGGGUAAUGCUGAUGCGAAUCAUUCAAUUGGUGCCACUCUGCCAGGCGGACAGUAUGGUGGGUCUGGUGGGGUGGGCGGGCAUUAUAGUGGAAAUUCCGGCAGCUUAGGUGGAAGUGUUAGACCUCGUGUAGGUGGGCCAGGAUCAACGCCGAUUGGGAGUCAAGCGGUGGUUAAUGGUAGCUUUGGUUCUGGGAGUGGUGGGCCUUAUGCAGGUGGUUCUCAUUUUGGUGGGCCUAUUAGGACUGGUUAUGGCGGAUUGACCGGUGGUGGUGGAUUGGCUUCAGGAGCAGGGUUGGAUGGUAAUAAUGGUGGUGGGUAUGCAGGAUUUGGUGGUGGUGGUGGAAAAGGUGGGCCUUCUGGUGGUGGAUUAGGCGGUGCUGGCAGUGGAAUGGGUGGUGCAGGUCGUGGAUCAUCUUUGUACGGUUUGCCGCCUAGCUCGGCUGGGAUGAGUUCUGGAGAGUAUGCUCAAAACACAAAUUACAGCUUAUCAUAUGGUGGGUAUCCAGGGCAGCAUAAUCAACCAGCAGGGGCAUUCUCAGCAUCUAGACUUCCACCUGGAGGAGCCUACCAAGGGAUGCCCCCUUACUAUUGAGGUUUAUGACCAGCUUGUUGGUGCAGUAGCCUUAGUGGUUCUGGUGAUUUUGCAAGCAAUGUACUCUGGCUUGAUGAUUUUGAUUUGCUCUGUGUUUCGCCUCUUCUUCACUUCAUCUGCAUCUUAUGAUGUGAUCUCUAAUUGCUCGUAGUUAAACCGAGUUAGACAAUUUUUCUGGAAAUGCCAAAAAAUGGG